Anopheles cruzii is the source of this 6266-nucleotide messenger RNA. RefSeq names its product E3 ubiquitin-protein ligase ZNRF2-like. The transcript has 7 exons. The record is from RefSeq and is a predicted model, not a curated record. The coding region runs from base 2003 to 2500 and encodes 165 amino acids. Lineage: Eukaryota; Metazoa; Arthropoda; Insecta; Diptera; Culicidae.
GCCUGUGCAUCCUGCCCUACGCUGGGUCUUCUGUUAUUGACAUACUGUCAGCCGCUGUCAGUGCAGAACGUCGCCGAGACUGAAAAGCAAAGCAAACUGGAAAGGUAAUCAAUUCAAUAGCUAUAGGCAGUGCAUUUGCAGUUGUCCAUCGUACUACCGGGUUUUCGGCGGAAUCGUGUUAGCAAUACAGUGCUUCAGAUGUGAAGAAAGGGAAAAACGGAACCACUCUUAUUUCUUCGAUGGUUGCUAUCUUACGUACAAGGGCAGAACAAGUAGCACCAGCAUCUAGAAGUCACAGAUUUCUGCAGCGAGGUCAGUAGUCGAAACCAUCGUUGGCAGUGUACAUGGCAGUAUGCCGGCCGGCCCAUCACCACCUAAUUGUGCUCUACCAAUAAAGCGCUGCCUGUAGGAAACAUCGCACCGUGGACAUUUCGCUAAUUAGCAGAUGCAGAAAUGAAAGCAAGUUAACUUUUUUUCUGGCGUUCUCGUUUGCCCACCGAACCCGAUGGAGGAAAGUUUGGCUUGCGCCCAUGGUGUGGUGAAGAGCGUAUUUCCCUCGCUGUUCCCAGUGUAGUAUUGCGCUGCAUCCUCCGUGAAGUGUACACAUAUUAGAACCCAAGGAUUGAAACACAGGGUGCAGUGGUGAAUGUGGUACGAAAAUACGUAAAGUGCCUGCAACACGGAUGAAAAUUGAGAUUAUGUCGUCAUCACCUUGAAUGAAGGUAGAACCGACCCGACCCGGCUAGGUCACGAAAGUCGCAGUAAGGAUCACCGUACGCUGUUGUAGGCUGUGUCUUCAUCAUUGUUUUUUUGUGUGUGUCAACCAACACGGCGCUUGUGUUUAGCCGUACCGUGUUCUUUCCACAAAGUCUCGUCACACUCGAGUGUUGUAAGUGAUUGUGCGUCUUGUGCAACCGUGGUACGUCGGUUUUUCGUCGUUAGGUGUAUCUGUGUGUGUGUGUAAUCACGUUACAAAUCGGGACGAAUCCGUUCAACGAUCUCUACCGCCAGCAUCCGAAAGAACAUUUCCUCUUAAAGAGGUGGAAGAUGCAUUGGUGCCGUUGCCAUAGCUGUUGCAUCUGGUGUUCUGCGAUCGUCAGCCUAUACGUUCUUCUGUAGACUGUGUAUAAAUGCGCGUGUAAAAACAAUCGACGACUUACAGAAGACAACUACAGUGCCCGGAAGAUACCGCCGUAAGUCACUACUAUCAUAUUGGCAGUCAUCGUGGUCAGUGGCGGAGACAAGUGUAUGUUCCAUUGUAGUCCAGCGAGAAAUGGUGAUCAAAAACCAAAACUAAAGCCAACGCCGCUCAGGAGACGAAAGAAGUGGACGACAUUAGGAAGUAGGUAGAGGAAGACGGUAGUAAGGAUUCAUCGUGGCCGAAGCGCACAGCGUGAAAGGAAAAUUACGUUCGAUUUACUAACAGCGAAACCAGCUGUCGACAUACAGUGUUUGUGCACUGCUCUAGCAGUAGGCUAGUGUUUUUUUCUUCUGUCCGUUUCGGUUUCCAGCUCUAUCUCAGUGUUGUUUGUGGCUUACGGUAAUAGCCCCGUGCUAGUUCGUUGUUAUCAUCGUCUGGUUCAGCCGAAGUUGGUAGAAGUUGUUUUCAGUGGUGGUAAGUAAAACCAAAAAAACAAACAAUCUUGUACACCAAAGCAGAGUAAACGAUAGGCAAAGGAGCAAUCAAAACACUAUAAAACCACCAUACAACAAGCAAUAAACUCCAAAAACAUCACACGAUACAGCGGUGAUUCCAGUAUCUGCUCCUACAUCAACCUACAAAUAAAUAGAAACAAAACCGCAUCGGAAAGUCGACGAUCGAGAAAAUGUAACGCAUCCAAAACGAGCCAGCACCGCACCUAUGCAGAAACAAACUGUGGUGCGCUACACCUACUGCUUUGAAUAGAGCAAACAAUUGUGGUUGACGGAAGUGUAUACCGAUCGUCACGUGUCCAUAUCGUAGAAAGAAGGUGCUGCGGGAAGCUUUGAAUGAAUAGAGGCGAUGGGAAUAAAGGCGAGCACCGCGAAUGGAGGGCAACAGAGUCCUAGAACUCGUACCUUCUCCACCAGCAGCAGCAGUGAGGUGGUAUCCGGCUCUACAGGUGCGCCAUACGAAAUAUCGUCAGCUAGUCCCGAUCCCGAUAGUAGCUCGGCAGAAGAGAAUGCCGCCGCUAGCGCUUCACUUGCUUUGGGCAGAGUGUAUGCCACAUCACUACCUACUCACAUAUGGUCAUUAAACGGUAUAAAGUGUCCAGUAUGUAGCAAAUUCGUGAUGCCUGACGACAUUGAAUGUCACCUAGUAAUGUGCCUAACAAAGCCCCGUUUAUCGUAUAAUGAGGAUUGCUUAGCGGAUGCGAAAGGUGAAUGUGUUAUUUGCCUAGAAGAUCUGUGUCCUGGUGAUAUCAUUGCUAGACUACCGUGUUUGUGUAUCUAUCACAAAGGAUGCAUCGACAAAUGGUUCGAAGUCAAUCGCAGUUGUCCUGAGCAUCCUGGUGAUUAGUGGCAUUCCACCUCAGCCGAAGAGUGUAAGAGUCUUUGAAUAAAUGCAGCAAACCGUGCGGCUCGCUCUUGCAGUAUGAUUCCUUCGGUAAUGUACUAAUAGCCAAUUUAAGGACAAACUGUCAACGUUUCACAUCGAACUAUGCUGUAAUGGUAUGGAUGGAAAUUCAAUUACUAAUCGAGCGUGCCGUGACAGAGAUUCAGACCGCCAGCAAAUGGCUUUUAUGAAGGUUUCACAUAUUUUUCGUGUUUUAUUCGUUUCGCAAGAUUGUUUCCAUAUUUCUACGUUUUUUUACGAAAUGGUUGAAUAAUAAUAACGAAAUCGUUAACCAAUUUGAUGAAUGCAAAAUAAAUCAAUUCUGAACUUUUAGUACCCACAUAUUGUCACAUGAUUAUUUACCCCAGUUUAACGUAACUGUUGAAACUCCGUUGAAAUGAAAAAAAAGUUAAUUGAACUACACUUUUGUUUCAUUUUAAAUUACUACAUUUUAACGGAUGUUUGAGUAUUUGAGUAUUGUGGAUAGUUUAAAGGAAGAUAACGCCCUUGCUUUCUCUUAAACUACGUUAAUCUGCAUAGUAUGUUCUUGUGACGGACGAUCGUAAUGUAAAACCAAAUAAACACUCGUCCGUCUUUGGUUAAUUAAUCGAUAUCAAUUUGUGAAAUUGCUAGACGAAUUCAUGAAAUUAAGGAACGAACGAGACAAAUUUGAUUUAUACUUAAAUCGAGGAAACGCACGUUUAUAUUCUGUAAGAAGGGUUGAAUAUGGUUUGAACACAGACAUACACUAAAGAACAAAGUAAAACUGCGACACACCGAAUAGCUAGAAACAACACCCGAACAACUGUAAAUAAAAUGGUUGAAAACACAUAAUUCAAUAGUGAUACUGUAUAACAAACAAAGGCAAGAAGCAAUGUCACGAAAUGCAUCUCGAGAAACCGGUCGGUCGAAUUUAUUAUAAGCAAAACAAUCUCACAAUAAGGUGCACUAUUCGUUAGCCGACCAUCGUUGCGAGUAGCUUAUAGUCCAAGAACAUGUGAAUAGAAAUGAUUGAGAAUGCAUAAGCUGUGACAAUUGUUGUAUAUAACCAGUGGAGAUGUAUACUGUAAAAAACAUAAGUGAUGGUGCUAAAGCGUAAUUUCAGCAUCCGUUAAAGAUUGUGAAGAACAACAAAAAGUCUUAAUUGGUGUAUUGCUGAUCGAUAGCGACAACAAGGCAGGGCUUUGCUAACCAUUUACCCUCAGUAACUAGCUGUAAUCGUGCAGUACACCGCCAAAAACAGAAUAACGUAAGAGCAUCCAUUGCGAUGCCAAUCAAACGUGGGGGCGCUGAUUGAAAGCAUAUUCUAGAAAAUAUAAAAGGAAAUAAUAGCUUUAGACAAAACAAAACAAAAAGGGACCCGUUGCUUGUAAUAGUCAACGUAGAAAACAAUUGAUCGAGAAACAUGCAAAAGAUGAAUGCGGUUCUUAUGUGUAAGAUUAAUGAAAGCAAAAUCUCCGUGUCAACUUAUAGUUUCGACGAGCGCAUAGCCACAUCGCUAGAUUUGUUCAAAAUCACUAAUCCAUUCGGCGAGUUAUAGAAACGGCGAAAAUGUGGGAAAUUUGUGUGAUGACCAUCAAAAAAAUAAUUUAAUCCAAAUAUAAAUAUUAUUUUUGGUAUUGUUUGAUUGUGCGAAGUAUUGCGAUGAGUAGAAAUUAGCCUUGUUUUAGAAGAAAACUCGUGAAAAUAAAAAAACGUCAGUGAAAAGCGAAUAAAGCAAGGAAAAGAUGAAAAUAGCAAGAGAACAAAAAAGAUCUUGCAAGAGAGCUGUAAAUACACCUAUCAUCGACACCUAUUUUAGCUACCAACAAAGGAAAUAGAAUUGUUAGCUUUACAUAGAUACUCUGCUUUUCCAUCUUCAAGCAAAAGCAAAACAGCAAAACAAAAAAAACCUUUAACACCAUUAAUUUGAAUUCCUAAUUUCGGAGCAAAAAGCGUUAAGGAAACAUUUUUUUUACAAAAAUUACAAAUCCCGUUUCUUGGGAUCCCCAAAAUAACAAAUAUCUACGGGGCACAUUUCUUGUACCGGUUACAUAUUUUGUGGUUGCGUCACAAACACUUUCGUUAUCAGUGCUGUUAGUUGAUACAUUUUAUUCGUAAGUAUUAAGUCAAGCGAUAAGUGCAGUGAUCGUGCAAAGCCACAUACAGUUUGAACGACACCAUUCAGCAGUAAAUGUGUGUUGCUGGAAGCAUGAGCAAAGUGACCAAUAAUACUAGGCUUAACAGAACAGCUACCUUAGUCACUAAUGUUCGCCUCUCACACAUAUUCACUUAUUCCUACUUUACCCUUUCUGUUAUUAAAUAUGUAUGUAUUUGUCCUUGUUUCUUCCUCGUUGGCAAGCCAAUGCUCCAGUCGAAGUUUAAAUAUUCAUUAAUUCUUUAUUAGCUUCACGGCGUAUUCAAUUGAUUUCAUGUUUCACAUAUGUUUGAAGUCAGUUUUUACAAGGUUUUUUACUACAAGCAGAGAUGAUGACUGCGAACGUAGUAAUGAUGUGUUAGCUCAAACGAUCAGACAGAAAAUAUAUGCAUGCAAGGUUUACAUCGCGAGGCCAUGCAUAUUAGGAAAAAUCAAUCAACUGCAGCCUAUCGUAUAUAAUGUGUCACAUACAGUGAAUAUCAAAAAGAUAAAACUUUUAAACGAAUCAAGUGACAACGAAAUAAUACAACAGCGAUGGCGAAAAAAAAUAUAGCAUAUUGGAUUUAUUUAUUUUCAAUUCAAAUCAUUUUUAAUUACCUCAGCAUUCAGCAGAUACACAAGGAAUAAGAAUCAAGAAAGGGACAAAAGUAAAAUGAUUGCAUUACUGUAAUCGACAUAAAAUUAAAUAUACAUAUAAAAGAGAUAAUAACAAAAAUAUUAGCUAUACACGAGGGUAAAACAAUAGCUAUGACAUUGAUAGGGUUUAUUAAUAUGAUGGAGUGAAAAUGAAUCGUGAGACGAAAAAAAUCUUUAUAUCAACAAUUCUUAUAACGAGUCAUAGGACGGUGAGGCUAAAAUACAUUCAUGCUCCUAAAACAAUGUGGGAUGUGGGACAUAGAAUGUGUUAGAGUAAUGCGGAAGGCGCAACAAAAAUGUACUAGAAACAAAAAAAGAAAUUGUGUCCAAGGAUGCGGAAGAAAAUGUGUGACGAAAUCUUAAUCUGUGAUUACUAUUGAGACAAUUUAAAAACAUCCAUACUACGUUCGUAAACUUUUUGUUUAACGUCAACAUCAAAUUGAAAUUGAUGUUUUGAACUUUUUCAAAUAUCUAUUAAUAACUAUCUCGUAUACCUUGUUCAAUAUUGAAAAACCAAAAUAAUUAUGUUCAACUAGUGACUCAGUUUGCACUUAUUUUGUUGAGUGAUCGCUCCGUAAUUUGUUUUAGUUUUCCGGUAUACCGUGCUUGUCAAAUCCUUGCUAUUAAUUAUCCAAUUUGGUAAAAAAAUAAACUGGCAACAAACACACACAUUAUAUUAAAAUAUUAGUGGUUGAAAAUUGAAAAAUGGUGCAAAAUGUGAGACUACUGGAGCAGUAUUGGUUGGAAAAUAGGAAUUUGAAUGAACAAAAUUAAAAACAAGGUAGCAUGACGCAGGAUGAAAACGAGAUCAUUAGUGUCGUCGUCAAACUGCAAUGAUAAAAAUUAAAAUAUUGUGUAGCGAAAUGGAAAUCGCAGAGAAUAAAAAAAACAUCAAUUAUCCAUCUAUGUAUAUGUAUGUGAGCAUAUAAAAGUUUUACCCGUAAAAGAAAAUAAAAG